Molecule: messenger RNA, 543 nt
Organism: Ailuropoda melanoleuca (giant panda)
Lineage: Eukaryota; Metazoa; Chordata; Mammalia; Carnivora; Ursidae
Product: late histone H2B.L4
Exons: 1
Cellular component (GO): nucleosome
Molecular function (GO): structural constituent of chromatin; protein heterodimerization activity; DNA binding
Source: RefSeq, a predicted model, not a curated record
AUACGGAGUUUGCCCGUGACAUCAGGGAAUGCAGCGACUAUAAAUGGGCCCGCGCCCCUCAACAGCCGCCAUUUGUCUUAUCUUCCGAGCUGUCGGGAAGACCAGCACCACAUGGCUGAGCCUGGCUGUGAGCCCUCUUCUGAGGAAAGCCUGGGCACGGAGGAGCCCUCGGCAGCCGACCCGAAGAGCCCGAAGCAGAAGCAGCCGAGGCGCCAAUGCCGUCGCCACCGCCGCCGCCGCCGCCGCCGCCGCCCCGACAGCUUCGCCACCUACCUCCCCAGGGUUCUGAAGCAGGUGCACGAGGGCCUGAGCCUCUCGAAGAAGGCCGUGAGUGUGAUGGAUUCGUUCCUUAAGGACAUCUUGGAACGCAUCGCCGACGAGGCCGCUCGUCUGGCUCGCUCCACCAAGGGCUCCAACAAGCACUCCACCAUCAGCUCUGGGGAGAUCCAGACAGCCGUGCGCCUGCUGCUGCCCGGGGAGAUCGGCAAGCACGCCGUGUCCGGGGCCACCAAGGCCAUCAUCAGGUACACCUUACGCCAAUGA